ACAGCGGAAGUUGAAGCGGAUGCAGUCGUGGGGCGGAGCAGCAAGACGCAUCUCAUGGCAGCGAGGUGAUUUGACCUCAUACUGCACCGAGCGCAGGUCAAACUCUGCAAUGAACUGCAGAAAUCCUAUCUACACAUACUCAGCUCAGCUCAACACAGCCGCUGGUCUGAUAGAAGUGAAGAGGAAUUGCAGAAACGUCUGUCCUGCAGGAGAUGUUCAAAUAUGAAGAACAUUAAGCAGUCAGAGUAUGCAGUCCUGGCCAGACGAGCAAGCCAGAUCAAGGAAGAACUCAGACAAGGAGCGAGAAAGCCAUACAAUGAGGUGAUAGAUGUCUCCUGGGGCGACCCGCACAGGGCAGGCAUGAAGCCUCUGUCAUUUGUCCGACAGGUUCUUGCAGCAUGUCUUUACCCUCAGCUUGUGAACAGCGACAAACUGCCUGUGGACGUCAGACAGAGGGCUCAGAGGCUGCUUGGGGGAUGUGCUGGAGGCAGUGUAGGUUCUUAUACUGCUACAGCUGGUAUAUCAGAAAUAGUCCAGAGAGUCUCUGAAUUCAUAACGAGACGAGAUGGAGGGGCUCCAUCUUACCCUGAAAACAUAUACAUCAGCCCAGGCUCGCAGUGGUCACUCACGAACAUUUUCAACGUCUUGGUGAACAGCGAGGGUUCAGCCAGAACAGGUGUGCUGACUCCAGUGCCAUGCUACUGCACUACCAUUAUGUCCAUAGUGGGGCUGGGAGCAGUUGUUGUUCCCUACUACCUCAGUGAAGAGCAGGGCUGGGAGCUGCAACUAGAGGAGCUACAUCGAGCGCUGGAAUCUGCAAAGGGAGUCUGUAACCCUGUAGCUCUAUAUGUCAUCAACCCUGGGAAUCCCUCAGGUCAUGUUCAAAGCAGAAAGUCAAUCCAAGAGGUGAUCCGGUUUGUUUCAGAGAAGAAGCUCUUCCUUCUGGCCGAUGAGGUUUAUCAGGACUGUGUUUAUGGGGAAAAGAGUGAGUUUGUCUCUUACAAAAGGGUCCUGUCUGAGAUGGGCCCUCCUCUUUCAGACACAGUGGAGCUGGCAUCCUUCCACUCAGCAUCCAAAGGCUUCAUGGGAGAGUGUGGUCUGCGUGGUGGAUAUGUGGAGCUGGUAAAUCUGGACCCCGCUGUUCUGAAAUACAUCUACAAACUGUUCUCGAAAGACUCCUGUGCGCCUGUGUUGGGUCAGAUUGCCCUGGAUCUGAUGACGAACCCUCCACAACCAGGAGAUCCCUCCUACCCCCUUUAUAAUGUGGAGACACAACACAUCAGGACCACGCUGGUUCAUAAUGUGAAGAGAACCCUUCAGGUUGUCAACAGUCUGCCGGGUUUCUGCUGCCAACCAGUGGAAGGAGGAGCAUUUGCCUUCCCCAGACUGUAUCUUCCACCUAAAGCCAUUCAGAAAGCCAAGGAAGUGGGAAUGCAACCAGAUACGUUCUACUGUAUCAGACUUCUAGAGGAGGCUGGUGUGUUAGUCAGUCCUGGUUCUGAGUACAGACAAAAGGAGGGCACCCACCACAUCAGAUUUUGCAUUAUGACCACUGAGGAAACUAUGGAAGAAAUACUGAGACGCCUGACCUGCUUUCACACACAGUUUAUGAAGGAAUUUUCUUAAAAAAAAAAAAAAAAAAAGGUACAUAUUCUGCAGUUCAAUAAUUCAUUUCAAACAAUAAAAGGAUUUGAUAAUUUUC
Molecule: messenger RNA, 1702 nt
Organism: Siniperca chuatsi (mandarin fish)
Lineage: Eukaryota; Metazoa; Chordata; Actinopteri; Centrarchiformes; Sinipercidae
Product: alanine aminotransferase 2-like
Exons: 12
Coding region: 223-1626 (467 amino acids)
Biological process (GO): biosynthetic process
Molecular function (GO): pyridoxal phosphate binding; L-alanine:2-oxoglutarate transaminase activity
Source: RefSeq, a predicted model, not a curated record